CGCGCCUCUGUCUGUACCCUUCCCAAACUAUUUUUUUUUUUUUUUUUUAUUUCGCCUUUGGCUGAACACAAUAGUACGCGGUAUAAAAUCCCUACAAAGUAUAUUGGUUAGGGAAUCUCUGAACUCUUCCAAACUCAACAUAAUUAUUCCUCUAUGUUUUUUGGCGCUUUGCAUUUGACCGGAAAUUGUAUGCUUUACUUACUAUAUUUCCGAUAGCUACUAUUCGCUAGCCGUAGCUUUUGCUCCUUUUCAGAAACUUAGUCGUGUAAAAUGUUUUUACGCUAACUAAUAAUUAGUUCCGUGGUAAUGUUCCAGAAGUCAUGGAACCAGGUCCUUCCUGUCGCUCAUCUGCCUCUCAAGAUCCACCUGUGGUUCCAGCUGCUGAGAACUCUUUUGGCGUGGGUGAAGAUGUGCAAAUUCCUCGUGACGUGAAAACGCACUUUCGCGUGUGUCGCUUCAUAAUGGAAACAGGAGUGAAGCUGGGCAUGCACUCUGUGCCAGUGGCUACAGCGUGCGUGUUAUACCACAACUUCUUCAAACGGGUCAACUUAAGUGUAUAUGAUCCUUACCUGGUGGCCAUGAGCUGCGUAUACCUGGCAGGCAAAGUGGAGGAGCAGCACAUAAGGACCCGUGACAUCAUCAACGUGAGCCACAGGUACUUCAACAGUGGCAGCCCUCCUUUAGAAUGUGACAAGGAGUUCUGGGACUUGAGAGACAGUGUGGUGCAGUGUGAGCUUCUCAUCCUACGACAGCUCAAUUUCCAAGUCUCCUUUGAGCACCCUCACAAGUAUUUACUCCACUACUUGAUGUCUGUGAAAUCAUUGGUGAACCGCCACGCUUGGUCUCGAUGCCCUGUUGCUGAGACUUCCUGGGCGUUGCUUAGAGACUGCUACCAUGGAUCCAUGUGCAUCCGGCACAGGCCGCAACACAUCGCUAUAGCGACACUGUAUUUGGCUCUCAAUAGCUACGGAGUGGAGCUGCCUGUUGGAGAGAAACAUUGGUGGCAGGUGCUUUGUGAGGGCGUGACCAAAGCAGAACUGGAUACUGUGAUUUCUGACCUUCUCCAACUGUACGACAUGGAGGCCAAGUGUGUGUGAGGACACUGCUUGCAGACCUGCUCGCGCAAGUCACCAGUUCUUGAUGCACCUGUGCAUCUAUAAUUGCCAAUGGGUCAUUUCUGAGGGUAACUGUCCGUGCAUUCGUUUUGAAUGCAAGAAGGAGCUGUGCCAAAAACUCAAACUGCACUACCGAAGUGUAACACUGAGGGGAGACAAUUCUUCAUUUCCCGCUUUCUGGUUGCAGAUAUCUCAGUGGUGCAGAAAAAGAGACAUUCUGUUGGUUUGUAUUGCUAGUAGCAGAGCAACACAUUUUGACCUGGCCAUACAUUCAACUGUAUUGUAACAUUGUAACAAAAAUUCUCUCUACAUAAAUUUCUAUGUUAAAAAAAAAAAAAAAAAAUACUGCGAGUUCAGGCCUAAGACCCCUUUACUUUCAUGAACAUUUGGAUAGCCCAUCCAUGCAUCGUGUACUAAGGAUUAUAUUUCUGUAUAUAAUUGGCAUUGAUGGGAUUUUCUUUCCUGGUGCUGUUGUUCGAACAGUGAAAGAAAAGACAAAUUGACGUACACUCAGCUUUCACACUUUAGCGUUCACCUGCACAUUCCAAUAAAAUGUGAGAACGGUAUUAUUCCAAUGAACUCUUGCUUUUGUGUUUUUUUUGUCGUUGUCAUUUUUUGCAGUGGUGUUGACUCGCAUGACAUAGUGGCCAGUACUAA
This is a messenger RNA of Corythoichthys intestinalis (scribbled pipefish), 1772 nucleotides long. It is a transcript of the gene ccnq, whose product is annotated as cyclin Q. Bases 321 to 1097 code for a protein of 258 amino acids. The record is from RefSeq and is a predicted model, not a curated record. Gene Ontology annotation, biological process: regulation of transcription by RNA polymerase II. Gene Ontology annotation, molecular function: cyclin-dependent protein serine/threonine kinase regulator activity. Lineage: Eukaryota; Metazoa; Chordata; Actinopteri; Syngnathiformes; Syngnathidae. The transcript has 5 exons. Gene Ontology annotation, cellular component: nucleus.